AUGCGCGGCGUCAACCCGCGUGGCAACCGCUUCAUCGCACACGAGAUAUUCAACGAUGCUGCACGCCCCAUACCUGACGCUAAGGCCGACAUGAUGAAUGUACUGAAAGGUACAUUGUCCAUGGUGGUCGCAGCUGGGCCCUAUACAACUUCUAAUAAUAUGGCCUAUGAGCCCUUAAAGGACUUCAUCACUUACAUCAGAACACAUAAACCACACAUAGUGAUAAUGACAGGACCCUUUAUGGAUUCAGAUCAUGCCAAAGUAAAAGACCACUCUAUGGCAGAAACAUAUAAAUCUUGCUUUGAGAAAUUACUUGAUAAUUUAUCAGAAAUAUCUAGCACAAGUCCUUUCACACAAAUCUAUAUAGUAUCAAGUAACAAGGAUGCAUUCAAUGUGAAUAUCUACCCCACACCCCCAUACAAAAGCAGAAGAAAACACCCAAAUAUACACUUUUUACCUGAUCCGUGUACUCUAAAUAUAAAUGGCAUUAUAGUUGGUGUCACAAGCACUGACAUACUGAUGAAUAUCAGUCAAGAGGAGAUUUCUCUAGGUAUGGGCGGUGACAAGCUGUCGCGGCUGGCGGCGCACGUGGCGGCGCAGCAGGGCUACAGCGCGCUGUGGCCGGCGCCGGCCGACGCCGCGCUGUGGGCGGCGCACGCGCAGCUGCCCGCCACCCCGCACGCGCUCGUGCUGCCAUCCAACUUCAGAUAUUUUGUUAAGACAGUGAAUGGAUGCGUCGUGGUGAACCCCGAGCACUUGACCAAAGGCACGGGCGGCGGCACCUUCGCCCGGUUGCGCCUCACUGCAGACAUUAAUGCACCCGACGGGAUCGCAGCACAAAUUAUCAGGAUU
Brenthis ino (lesser marbled fritillary) is the source of this 852-nucleotide messenger RNA. Lineage: Eukaryota; Metazoa; Arthropoda; Insecta; Lepidoptera; Nymphalidae. The record is from the annotation of a GenBank genome assembly.